CUAGACUUCGACGGCACAAUCUUCAUGCAAGACACCGGCCACAUCCUCUUCGAGACCUUCGGCUGCGGCCCCGAAAAACGCGCCCUCCUCGAAUCGCAAAUCAAAUCCGGCGAGCGCAGUUUCCGCGAAGUCUCCGAGGAUAUGUGGGCAUCGCUCGACGUACCCUUUGAGGAUGGGUUCAGAGCUUUAGAAGACGGUCUUGAGAUCGAUAAAGACUUCCUUCAGUUCCAUGCCUUUUGUCGGAAUAACAAUAUCCCGUUUAAUGUCAUCUCAGCGGGGUUGAAGCCGGUGUUGAGGAGGGUGCUGGAUCAUUUCUUGGGAGAGGAGGCGAGUAGUGGGAUUGAGAUUGUGGCGAAUGAUGCGGAGAUUGACAAGGAAGGGCAUGCGUGGAAGCCGGUGUGGAGGCAUAAUACGCCAUUGGGACAUGAUAAGGCGUUAAGUAUUGAUGAGUAUAAGAGGCGGGCGGAGAUCGAGAGUGAGGAUGGGACGAUACCUAUGGUUGUCUUCAUCGGCGACGGCAUCUCCGACCUAGCAGCAGCCGGCCAAUCCGACGUCCUCUUCGCCCGCCGCGGCCUCGCCCUCGAAAACUACUGCAUCGAGAAGAAGAUCGAACACAUCCCCUACGACAGCUUCGCCGACAUCCAGCGCGAAAUCAUGCGAAUCGCCAAACUUGACGAAGCCAAGACGAAAGGCGAAGGUCUGCCAGCCAAGUUCAACCCCCGGGCGAAUAUGUGGCGGAGGGUCAGUUCGAAGCAGGCGAUCCCGGCGUUCAAGGCGCUGACGCCGCAGAACGAGGAGAGGGCGUUUUUGUGGCCGGAGACGUUUACGGAGACGAGGAGGCCGACGGCUUUGAGGGCGGCGACGUCUGCGUAG
Zasmidium cellare ATCC 36951 is the source of this 873-nucleotide messenger RNA. RefSeq lists its product as uncharacterized. Lineage: Eukaryota; Fungi; Ascomycota; Dothideomycetes; Mycosphaerellales; Mycosphaerellaceae. The record is from RefSeq and is a predicted model, not a curated record. Gene Ontology annotation, molecular function: phosphatase activity. The transcript is spliced from 2 exons. The annotation marks the transcript as partial.